Messenger RNA from Coprinopsis cinerea okayama7#130, 1596 nucleotides. RefSeq names its product alpha-1,6-mannosyltransferase subunit. Lineage: Eukaryota; Fungi; Basidiomycota; Agaricomycetes; Agaricales; Psathyrellaceae. The record is from RefSeq and is a predicted model, not a curated record. Gene Ontology annotation, molecular function: alpha-1,6-mannosyltransferase activity. Gene Ontology annotation, biological process: protein N-linked glycosylation. Bases 1 to 1596 code for a protein of 531 amino acids. Gene Ontology annotation, cellular component: endoplasmic reticulum membrane. The transcript has 5 exons.
AUGAGCCUAAUGCUAGAUGCUCUCUUGCUUUUAACUGGAUGGACUCACGUCCUCCUCGCACCUUACACCAAGGUCGAAGAAAGCUUUAAUCUGCACGGAAUACACGAUGUUCUUAUGUACGGCGUCAGUACAAAGGCUUUGCCAAAGUAUGACCAUUUCGUCUUCCCUGGCGCAGUACCUCGAACCUUUAUUGGGAGUACGUUGUUGGCAUGGGCAGUACGACCGAUAGCCAAUAGUGUUCUUCCGUUCGGGCUUCUUCAGACCAAAUUUGACCUCCAGAUUAUGGCACGCCUGGUUCUGGCAACCACCAACGCUUUAGGCCUUUGUCUGAUUCGAAGAGCCGUCUCUCAGAGAUUCGGAAGACUCACGGGUCUAUUCUUCGCGGUUUUGACGUGUACCCAGUUCCACCUGCCUUUUUGGAUGGGACGAACUGUGCCUAACAUGUUUGCACUCUUUUUGGUGAACCUUUCGACCUACCUCUUGCUGAAGCGGGCACCGAAUGCCUUACGACUAUCAUCCGCGACAUCCUCGACCAUCAUCUCUCUCCUCACCUUCACCGCCGUCGUCUUCCGGGCCGAAGUCGCGCUCUUCCUGGCGCCCGUCGCGUUACAACUUCUCCUCACCAAGAACAUCGGAUUCCGAAAGUUAAUCACCGUCGGGCUCACGGCUUCCCUCCUUUCCAUUGCAACGACAGUUUUGGUCGAUUCUUAUUUCUGGAACCAACCUUUGUUAUGGCCCGAGUUCUCGGCCAUCUACUUCAACGUUUUCCAAGGCAAGAGUGCGGAAUGGGGAGUCUCCCCGCCUUUGACCUAUUUUACCGCAUUCCUUCCCAAGCUCCUGUUAUCGGCUCUACCGCUCUCGAUAAUCGGAAUGGUGACCGACCUCAGGAUAUUCCGGUUGUUGCUUCCUUCGUGGAUCUUCGUUACCUUGAUCAGCUUCUUGGGACACAAAGAAUGGCGUUUCAUCGUCUACGUCGUUCCGAUAUUCAACGUUGCCGCUGCUCGAACAUGCAAGUCACUGGUGUCUUUCCCCAAGAACGGCCGCAUGGGACGCAUUCUCUUCGCGAUCCCCUUCGCGUGCAUCCUGGCAAACCUUGCCUUCACCUCAUUCACCACCUACGCCUCGAUAAUAAAUUACCCUGGUGGCGAGGCAAUGCGACAAUUCCACGCGCUAUACCCUCCUCACUCGAAGCCAGUCCACGUGCACAUUUGCAAUCUCGCCGCACAAACCGGUGCCUCACUCUUCCACCACCUCAAUUCACCUCCUUCAUGGCCGACGCUGGAGCCUAACGUCCAAUCGGCUUGGAUUUAUAACAAGACUGAAGGCCUCGAGAUCGACGAUCUACUGGGCAACUCGCGCUUCACCCAUCUUAUCAUCGAAACCCCGCCUACCGAUCGGUUACUUAGACGCAGGCCGUGGAAGGUUGUCGACAGUAUCCGGGCAUUCGAUGGCGUCAAACUGGACCUUUCUGCAACUAAAGGCCUGCUCCAAGCGCGGGACGCUACCGGGUUGAUUCAGCGACUCUCCCAUGCAAUUACUAGCACCAUACAGAUCAAAAGGACGGACAAGCUUUGGAUAUUGGAACGGCAAUCGUAG